AGGCAAUGGUCACCCGAUAGCGAUGUGUGCGGGGAGGAGAGAGGUGCUACCUAAAGACGAUGCCGAGGCACAAUAGAAAAGUCCACUUAGAAUGACUUGACCAGGAGGCUUACACAGAAUGGUCAGUUUAGGUUUGUGCAGUGCCAGCCUGCGGGACGACAGGACCCUGAUGAAGAUGGGCCUGGGCAUGGUGCUGGUGGGCCACAUCAACUUCCUGCUGGGGGCGCUGGUGCACGGGGCGGUGCUCCGCCACAUCAGCCUGCACAAGCAGGCCCGCGCCAUGGAGUACGCCGUCUCCAACGUCAUCGCGCUGGUGGCCGGCAUGAUGGCUGUUGUUGUUGGAGUAUCAGCCAUCGUCCUGUCCAAAAACAGAAAGAACAAGACCCUGAUGUGGUUCCUACUGGUAGUCAGCGCACUGUGCGGUCUCCUGGCAGCAGCCUCCACGGCGGGGCUGACCGUAUCCAUGGUGAGGGCCAUCGCCAACGGAGGGCGGAGCCUGCUAACCCACUGCAAGUUCCCCGACGCCAUUGGCUACUCCAGUGUCACUAACGAGUGCCCCUUCGACCCCACCCGAAUCUACGGUACCACCAUUGUCCUGUGGGUGCCCCUAGCUCUCCUGAGCGUGUUGGAGGUGGUGUUUUCAGGGAGGUGCUUUGCUGCCUGUCUCUCUUUCCUGAACUUGCCCUGUGGCACCAGGAGAAAGAGGAAGAGGAUCGAUUUCAGACAGGUGAGAGUGUGGCGGCCGGAGGAAAUGACAUCACCUCCUCAGGCGGAGCCUCUGAGACAGGGGGCGGGGCCUGAACACCAGGAGUCCAAGAUUCAGCAGCAGAAAGAGGAGCCGGCUGAGCAGCAGGAGCUGGUCGCCAAGGUUACGCGGAUCAGGGUCAGCCGCGCCCAGCAGUUCAACAGAGACAGUCUCUGGAUAUGAGACUCAGGAUCUGAGGCAUUCCGGAGCCCUUGUGACAAAGGACCUUUCAACUUUGACCCCUGUAGGGGGUUACAUGAUGAUGGACGUCAAGAGGAUGCAGCUUUGAGAGCCUUGUUGAUUUCAUUGUGGUUGGAGAAACUUCACUCAGCCACUACUGCCUUGGUCAUGUUUUUGAUCUGUCUAUGAAAUGAUUUACUGUUGACUCCUAAUGCAACAAGGCUGAGGAAAGUUACAAUAUCGAUAGCUCUAAUGGGGUGGAUCAUUCUGGGGGCCCAAACAAAUUGGAGACAUUAUUUUAGGAACGUUGAUCUCCACUGGUCUGUGGUUUUCUGUGAAAUCUUCCUUCAUCUGGCCCCUUGAAAGUAGAGUAGGGGCAGUUUGCAAUCAUAAUGCGACACUAAUCAGUAAUCUAUAAUGAGCCCUGAAAUAAAAUCCUCGCUGCUGACCACGAAUGUAAAGCUCCAGCCAAACUGGAGCCAUUAGAACUCCAGCCAUUGGGUCAGAGUAAAGUCACAUUGCAAGCAGGAGGUCAAAGGAUAUGCGUGUGUGGUGUACAUCUGUAUGCUUUGCAUAAUCUGACAAGGUUAAGGCAGAUACAUGUGCAUCUGCUAACAUUUACACGAGGAAGUGAAUUUACCAUGUUCAGUGUAUUAUAGGGAGAGGUGAUCUGACCAUCUGUGGAGUACAUAUAGCAUUAUCGCUCCUAAACAUAUGCUACGUUUGACCUCCUCAGCAAGUGAUUAGUGUAUGAAGGGAGAGACUGGUGAGCAGUUUUGUAUUCAGUUUUGCAUGAAGGAAACAUUACUGGAGUCAUAGUUGUCGCUGUCAGUUUCUGGGAAAAGUGUUCAUCUUCCCUCUGCAGGGGAUUGGCUAACGGUGUCACACGGUGCUGACAUAUCGGCUGGCAGACAAGACUUUGGACAAGAUUGGCAAUUUGCUGGUGGUUCUCAGAAGAUGUUGGCUUUUUAAUGAGAGAGAAACCAGAGUUCCCUGCUAUAUUGUCACGAUCUUCAUUGUAGAAGCCGACCUCCAAGCCUCCAAUUCCUGUCAAGGGGCACGGAUACAUGUUACCCCAGCUCCCCUUCACCUGCUGAAUUUGAGUGCUUGUUUCCU
This is a messenger RNA of Megalops cyprinoides (Indo-Pacific tarpon), 2041 nucleotides long. Its product is annotated as keratinocyte-associated protein 3-like. The record is from RefSeq and is a predicted model, not a curated record. NCBI's taxonomy places the organism in Eukaryota, Metazoa, Chordata, Actinopteri, Elopiformes, Megalopidae. The transcript has 6 exons. Bases 119 to 928 code for a protein of 269 amino acids.